GAACAUCACAUCACGUCGCGGUUCGUCACUCGUGUCGUGGCGCUGACAGAGAGAACACUUCUGUCAGUUACACGGGGUCUCUCUGAGUCGUGGGUGUGUUCUGAGAUAGAUACUGGAAAGAAUUUAAAAUCGUUUGAUUAACAAGACCAGCAACAAUGGGCGGUUUCGCAUGGGUGACGUUGGCCACAAACGAUUCUUACUCACUUGGAGCUUUGGUUUUGGCGCAUUCUCUGCGCCGGGCCGGUACCAAGCAUGAUUUGGCAAUUCUUAUAACCCCGGGUGUCACUCAGGUUAUGAGGGAAAAAUUGGCCUCGGUAUAUUCUCUUGUCCAGGAAGUAAACGUCCUGGAUUCAAAGGAUGAGGCCAAUCUCGCGCUCCUUGCACGACCCGAACUCGGAAUCACAUUCACCAAAUUACACUGCUGGCGGUUGACUCAGUACGAAAAAUGUGUUUUCGUGGAUGCCGAUGCUCUCGUUGUCAGGAAUUGCGACGAACUGUUUGAACGAGAAGAAUUGACAGCAGCACCCGACGUCGGAUGGCCGGACUGCUUCAACUCGGGAGUUUUCGUAUUCAAGCCGUCGCAGCAGACCUUCGCCUCGAUCACUUCAUUCGCGGCGGAAAAAGGUUCGUUCGACGGUGGUGACCAAGGUCUCCUCAAUUCGUACUUCAGUGAUUGGGCCCACAAGGACAUCUCCAAGCAUCUACCGUUCAUCUACAACAUGUGCUCAACGGCAACUUACUCGUAUCUGCCCGCCUACAAACAAUUUGGGGAAAAUGUUCGUAUUAUACAUUUCAUCGGCGCCACAAAACCUUGGCUGCAAUAUUUCGACACUGAAACUUCAACCGUCCAUCCGCCGUCAGGAUGCAAUCAUUUGCAGCCACUUUUGCAACUCUGGUGGAACAUUUUCUGCGAAAACGUUUACCCUAAGCUAUCACCAGUGAUGGCCAGGAGCACAUUGGCAUCAAUUUGGCACAGAUUCACUCCUCCUUUGCCCAGCACGUCCGUUCCUUGGUAUCCAAUCCUUAACGAAUCGAAUCAAAGUCACUCGUACAGAUCAGAGUCACGAAAAUCCAAUUACAACUAUGAAGACGACAUCGCGAAACCGGCAGAUUUUUCCGAAUUCAACGACCCGUGGGAACAGUAUAUACCGAAUUACACUCCGCCGGAAAAUCUGGACUAUCAUCAUCAAAGAGAUCACACUCUGCAGUAUUAUAAUACCGGUCCGCACGAGUUUAAUGACAGUCAGAGUUCCCAGCAAUUUCAAAAUUACGCAUUCGAUAAUCCUCCGCAGCAACUUGAGCUUCACGACAGACUAUCGGUCGAUAAUCCCCAGCAACCGACUCCGUCGGUAAACCUUAACGCGUACAGUUUAACGUCGCAACAUCGCGACUUUGACGAAAAUCUGAACGAGAACCGGAAUCAAAAUUACCAUAAUCCUUGGCAGAGUGAGAAUGAUUAUCAGCAUGUUCAAAAACAAUCGACAGAGGCGUAUCACAGUCUUAUCUUAUGUAGGGAAACAUUUGUUGAUAAUACCGGGGAUUUUAGAGUACCGAAAAAUUUUGAAGCCGUUAACAAUGAAAUAUGGCGGGAGAGUCAGACUGAACAUUCUGAGCAUUUCAAAGAGCAAACAAGCCGCGAAAAUAUCGACGAUCGGUUGCACGGAGAUCAUUAUUUCAGGCACGAUCCUGAAGAGCCAAAUGACUCGAUUAGGGAAGAGCAAACAAAUGAUAGGCUUGACGAUUUUCACUCUGUACGAGAAGUUGAAUCUAUCCGAUCUAUCGAUGCCACUCCACAUUCCCAAUCCGAAUUUCCCUCUAAUCAUGAGCCUUGUACAGAUCCUCCGCACAAUGUAGCCCAGCACUAUGAACAAUCCGUAGACAAUCAGGGGCAACCAGCGGUCGAUGACGCUGGAAUUGCCGGAGCCUUGGCAAAGAUGACUUUGGGAGAACCGAGGAGCGCCGAACAAGUGGCACUUGAGGAACACAUGAGAAGGCAAGGUUGGGAACAGGGUCAAAUCGAUUAUAUGGGGCGUGACAGUUUCGACAACAUCUGGAAGAAGAUUCUCAGUACUAUAAGUCAACCUCCGGAACACCAUCCAUCGCCCUCUAUGGAGACACAAAAUGUUGAAAUCAGUUCUCCUGUUGUUCCAUCCUCGCCUCUGGCAGCUACAUCAAGUUCAAUAGCCGUUUGCACAACACCGGACGUCUCUUCCCCUUCUAUUCCAUCCGGAGAAUCAGUAGCGACGCUUCAUAACAACGACGUAAUUGAAUUUUUGAAAAGCGAGCCCAUCGUUGAACCCUUAACCGUACGAGACGAGCCAAAACUCCCAGAAGAACCAAAAUCCGUUGAACCCGAACUCGAGGCAAAAUCUGUCGUGGGCAAAUCCCCACCGGAAGAAAAAAUCCCAACGGAAUUUGCUGCCGAAGAACCUAAAGUCACUACUCAAGCGGUUCAGUCAUCUCCAGUUUCGACCAAAGUCCCGUUACCCGAAAGUGCAGAAACGGAACCACUAACAAAAAAAACUGUUGAAGUUCUUCAAACUUCUCCGGCUUUACCAAAAGUUGAGCCACCUGAAAAUAUUGAACCGGUAUUAUCGAAGCCAGAAACAGCUACCAGUGAAAUCCUGAUUCAACCUUCUUCAAUUUUCUCCGAAGGCCAGUCACCUGCAGAAAAAAUAAUAGCUGGUCAAGUAUCUUCUUCAGCUGCAUCGGAAGUUGAGCCAUUUGCAAAUAUUGAACCGGUACCACCAUCAAAUCCAGAAACAGCUACCAGUGAAUCCCCUAAACCUUCUCCAAUUUCACUACAUGCAAAGGAAGAAACUGAUCCUGUCAGUGAGACGAAGCUCGAGGAAUUUGUCAGCACUUUUGAAGUGCCGAAAAGCGUUGUAAAAGAGUCAUCAGCGGUCUUGGAGGCAGAAACAACUGAAUCGAAAGCAAAACCAUCCGCCGCAUUAGCCGUUUCGGGUACAAGUUUAAUAUCUGGAACUGAACUCGGUACGGAAAGCGCCACGAGUGAGCUGACUGAACUUAUUUUAGACAGCAGCUCAGUUCCGAUUCAAGUCGCGGAGUCCGUGCUGCAAUCCGAACCGAAGGAAUCGGUGUCGGAAGAUCAGAGGCCGGUAACCGAAGAGGCGAUUUCAUCUGUAGUUGCACCGGUGCUCGAAACGGCGACUGCUGUAUCGGAAACUGUAGCGGAAGCAAAAGCCGCUGAAGAGUCGAAGGCGGCGGGAAAUUCGUUUCGUAAUGGCGUCGGCUCUGCGAUAACUCCUCUGGAAAUUCCUGCUCAGAUACCUGAACCGGAAAUUCCUGCUCAUAUACCAGAACCGGAAAUUCCUGCUCAUAUACCACAACCGGAAAUUCCUGCUCAUAUACCAGAACCGGAAAUCCCUGCACCGGUAAAAAUCGAACCCGUGGCUGCUGCUCCGCAGGAGGCUGAGAUCUCCGGAGAAGAGUCUUCGAAAUCCGCCUCACUCACGCCACCCGAUUCGCCAGGCACAACGGUCCCUGUUCGACCGAUCAGAACAAAGGACUCGAGGAUCCCGACAACACCGAUUGUGACCGAAGCCACGCCCCCAAACAGUCCACCAAUUGGUGGUGUGGAAAGCCUGGAGGAUCAGCCGCUGAAAUCGGUUAAGAAGGUGGUGAAAAAAGUUGUCAAGAAGGUGCCUGCGGAUGUUGAAGGCGCCGAAGGAGCGGCGGACAGCGAAACUGUGGGAAAGAAGGUAGUCAAGAAGGUGGUAAAGAAGAUUGUGAAGAAACCGAAGGAGGAAACUGAUGAUGGUGCAGAAACUUCAAGCGCUGCAACUGAGAAACCGAAAAAGACGGUAAAGAUGGUGAAGAAGGUCGUGAAACCGUCGGAAUCCCUCGAGGUGGAUGCUUCGAUACCGGACACACCGCCUGUCGGCGAAGUUCCAGUCCCGCCGAGACGAAAAACCAAGACUACGACAACGACUACGACGAAAACGACAACGACGAGCGGCAAAAGCCCCGCGGCUGAAGAAGCAGCGAAACCCUCCGAGUCUAAGUCAUAAUACUACGAGGGCAGCGAAUUGACAAUAAUCAUUAAUAUUAUAACUAUUAUUAUUAUUAUUGUUAUUAUUAUUAUUAUUAUUAUUGAUAUUAUUAAUAUUAUUAUUGCUACUACUUUUCCUACUACUAUUAGGUUGCUGCGCAGUGUUCGAAAUUCGAAUAAUUUUACAACACAACAGAUUCUUAGAGUACGCAUAUUUCACUUUAUCAGUCAUUUCUUUUCAUGUUUUUUGAUUUCGUAUCUUGCAUCUAGCGAUUUUCUAUCCCAUAUUGCGGUUAUCAGAUAUUUGGUAUAAUGUAUAUUUCUCUAGCAAUCGUUGCAUUAUCGUAUUGCGGCCUUACACACCGCCGCGCGCCGUAUCGUUAUUUAUAAAUCAUAAUUAUAUCAUUUUUCUUUCCUUCUCUCAUUUUUUCGUUAUUUAGACGAAACACUUUCACGUUUGUCAUAUUAUCUAUAUUGAAGGUAGUGUUUGCUUUUCUGUAUUACCAAACCUUUAUCUGAGCAUUUUUUAGGUAUAGUAUCUAUUUGAGUUAUAUCAAUUAUUAUUUUUUUAUUAACUAUGUAUAUUUAUAAUCUAGUGAAUGUUUUUUGCAUACCAGAUUCAGUUUCUAUUCAGAUCUGCGUACAAGCCUUAAGAUAGCAGCGUUGUUUGACAUUUUCAUUAACCCCUUAUCAUAGAUGUAUAGGUUUUGAAGACAGGACCGGCAGAUGAGGUUCUUGCAUGAUUUUCAAUUGCGGUAUGUAAAAAUUACGACGGUUGAUAGAUCCAAUGCUGUCAGAAGAAUUCAUUUGAAAAUUCGUAUCUCAAAGACAGUUACUUACAAAUGAUCUAUAUAUUUUUCAAAUGUUAUCGCCCACGUUAUCUGACGUCGUAAUUCUUCACACACCAAUUUAAAAAACGUUGAGACCGAGGGUCAUCAUUUUGUAUGUAAAAAAAAAUUAUAACUGAUGCAUUACAUUUAUUGAAUACAUGUAUUUUGACGCAA
This is a messenger RNA of Neodiprion fabricii, 5016 nucleotides long. It is a transcript of the gene Gyg, whose product is annotated as cell surface glycoprotein 1. Gene Ontology annotation, cellular component: cytoplasm. Gene Ontology annotation, molecular function: glycosyltransferase activity. The transcript has 9 exons. The record is from RefSeq and is a predicted model, not a curated record. Lineage: Eukaryota; Metazoa; Arthropoda; Insecta; Hymenoptera; Diprionidae. Bases 156 to 4031 code for a protein of 1291 amino acids.